AUGUCGUCCCUCCCGUUCCUCACAAAACCUGCCUUCGCAAUUGCGAUUGAGCAUCUGACUCGCCAUGUUGAUACAUACUCGUCGCAUCUAUCGUAUGAAGUGAAGACUUCGACUUUUGAUAAAGAAGAUGUCUAUCUUGAGAUUACUCGCAUGGUAUCCUCUACUCCAGUCGAGAAUCCUACAACUGCAGCCGAUGAAGGAGAUGGGUUUGAUGUCGAUAUCGAAGAUGAUGAGGAUGAUCCAGAAUCUCUCCUGCCUUCUCUGUCGUCAAUGUCACCGACCCAUAAAGUAAUCUAUACUAUAACUCUCUCCCCAAUCUACUCCGUGCCAAUACUGCAUUUCACAAUCGCGCCAUUACCGCCAUUGCCACCAACUCCCGUUUCUCUGGCCGAUGUGUAUGAACUACUAGUCCCUGCGCCUAGAAGGGAAGAACUAGGGCGAUUGGGGGUCCAAGGAGGGAUAAGUCAGGGCGAGCAUCCCUAUACGGGCAGGACAGUGUGGUUUGUACAUCCUUGCAGGACGGGAGAAGUAUUGAGGGAGUUUGGCGAGGAUUUGAAGGUAGAAGGGUAUCUAGGGGUCUGGAUUGGAGUGUUCGGAGGGGUGGUGGGGUUAACUCUCUAG
Messenger RNA from Orbilia oligospora ATCC 24927, 621 nucleotides. RefSeq lists its product as uncharacterized. Lineage: Eukaryota; Fungi; Ascomycota; Orbiliomycetes; Orbiliales; Orbiliaceae. Gene Ontology annotation, cellular component: intracellular anatomical structure. The coding region runs from base 1 to 621 and encodes 206 amino acids. The record is from RefSeq and is a predicted model, not a curated record. Gene Ontology annotation, molecular function: Atg12 transferase activity. Gene Ontology annotation, biological process: macroautophagy; protein lipidation; protein modification by small protein conjugation. The transcript is spliced from 3 exons.